AUGGCCACAGCGGCCCACAUUGAACUCAACCCAACCAUCACCGCUGGCGUCUAUCACGUCCCGGAUAUCACAGCCGAAUCCUCCAAGAUUGGAAGCCAACUCCUGCAGGAGAACCAUGACAAAUUCCACAUAUACUUUAACCAAAGUGGUUUUCACAACCACAUUGCGCAUCAUUUAUUGACCAUCUACGCUCUUGGUGCCACGCCAGACGAGAUCCGGCGCGCCUUUGACAACAACAAGACCAUCCAGCGACCACAGUUCCCCGUGGAAAAGCGGAAUGUGCAAGACAUGGCUGAUCGUGACCAGUUCAAGCGGUUUCUAGGUAAAGAACAGUAUUUUCACGACUAUGAAGCCUUCUUUCGCAAUGAAAUCGACACGAAGGGCUGGGAGGCGGUACUUAACGAGCAUGUGUUCGCGAGAGACGAACAUGCGGAUCGAAUGCGGGCAAGAAUGCUGGCAGGCUUCCUCCACCCAUUAAUUCACCUUGGAUUCGGCGUCGAGUUCAAACAGCCGGCCAUCAUCGUUGAAGCACUCGCCCAAGCUGCCACCCACGACGGCUGGACUGGAAUAUUCCUCCAUGCCGCCGAGAAAGCCGCCGGAAAUUCCAAGUCGUCGUCCAAGAGCUUGGUGCAACUCAUCCAUGAAAGCCGUGCGAAUGAUAAGCUCCGCACGUCAGCCCAUUGGGAGGACGGCAAUAAAGUCCGAGACGGGGUCUUCGUUCGCGCUCCAGACGAGAUGGUGGCGCUCGCCUCCCAAUGGAUCGUGACGCCCGAUCAACUCGAGCGGAAAACCGCCGAGAUGAUCAAUGCGACUGUCUACUUCGCCGGGGCAGCACAACGUCCCACGAAGCAAGUCAAGUUCGACUUCUUCUACAUGCACUGUGUCAACUGCUCGAUCUUCUUCUCCACGUUCCUCAACGAACCGUGGUUGAGGGUGGAAGAUAAAUGCAGGCUCUUGGAAUGGAAAGGACGCCUUGAUCUCGCCAUGUAUGUGUCAAGAGGAUGUCCGGAGCUGUUGAUCGACGAAAUUAAGAAUUACAAGCCCGAGAGACCGGAAGACGGGUGGGCCGAAAUUACGCGACGAGUAGACAAAUUCCCCGACGAUGGACAUGCGAGCAAGCUGGUUCGUGCCCUUGCGAAUGGCCAGCAUGUUUGCAAACCCUAUGAGAGCGAAUCAGACGAUGUAUUUCCAAUCAAAGGCGACCAUAUGUGGUGGAAACUGGGUCAUAUGGCGAUUGACUCGGUCGAGACCAGUAAUCCUAACUGGGUCAGAAGCUGCGGAUUUGCAGAGGCAUGGGAGAAGAUUCCAGAGCGAGCAAAGUUGUGA
Rhinocladiella mackenziei CBS 650.93 is the source of this 1326-nucleotide messenger RNA. RefSeq lists its product as uncharacterized. Gene Ontology annotation, molecular function: oxidoreductase activity. The record is from RefSeq and is a predicted model, not a curated record. The transcript has 2 exons. NCBI's taxonomy places the organism in Eukaryota, Fungi, Ascomycota, Eurotiomycetes, Chaetothyriales, Herpotrichiellaceae. The coding region runs from base 1 to 1326 and encodes 441 amino acids.